Molecule: messenger RNA, 3100 nt
Organism: Sardina pilchardus (European sardine)
Lineage: Eukaryota; Metazoa; Chordata; Actinopteri; Clupeiformes; Clupeidae
Gene: prodha
Product: proline dehydrogenase (oxidase) 1a
Exons: 15
Coding region: 112-2037 (641 amino acids)
Cellular component (GO): mitochondrion
Molecular function (GO): FAD binding; proline dehydrogenase activity
Source: RefSeq, a predicted model, not a curated record
CUCUUAUACAGCGCCCAUCUAUCCGCUAUCGUUCAGAGGUCUGGUUAGGAGUCGAGACGCGUGGUUGAAUUAGUGCUUUUAAACAAAAGAUUUACACAUAGAACGAAAACCAUGUCUUACGCAAAGAUUGCCCCGGCUUUUGCUAGAGCCAGUUCCGACAAGUUAUUGCGAAUGAGGUUUGCUCAAGAAAGGCUCCGAUCAACAGUAGCAUCAUCUCAGCGCGAAGAACUGAAACCGGAGGAUUCCGUCGAACAAGCAUGCACUGUGGUCGAGAGACCAGCCGAUAUGGACCUCAUCAGUCAGACCAAAAAUGCAGAUAAUCGCCAGGCAAACAUCUCAAUUGACUUUGAAAAUACUCAAGAAGCAUACAAGAGCAAAAACACUUUAGAACUCAUGAGAAGUUUACUAGUCUUUAAGCUGUGCACAUUUGACUUCCUGGUGGACAAAAAUAAGGAGCUCCUGGACCUCAGCAAGAAAGUUCUUGGCCAACGACUGUUUGAGAAGAUGAUGAAGAUGACUUUCUAUGGCCAGUUUGUGGCGGGGGAAGACCACCAUGCCAUCAAGCCUCUGAUCAGCAAGAACCAGGCUUUUGGGGUUGGCUCAGUACUUGACUACAGUGUGGAGGAGGACCUCACUCAGGAAGAGGCAGUGAAAAAGGAAAUGGAUGCCUGUGUGUCUGCAGCAGAGAAGGAGAGUCCAGCAGCAGCAUCCCCUCUUCACACAGUGACCCUCGACGAUGACUGCAAGGAUCACAGGGAGAAGAAGUACAAAGCUCAUCGCCAGUUUGGGGACCGUCGUGGAGGGGUGAUCAGCGCCCGCACAUACUUCUACGCUGAUGAGGCCAAGUGUGACCAGCACAUGGAGACCUUCCUGAAAUGCAUCAGAGCCUCUGGGGGCGCUGCAGUGGACGGAUUCUCUGCGAUCAAGAUGACCGCCCUCGGCCGUCCACAGUUUCUGCUCCAGUUCUCCGAGGUCCUGGUGAAAUGGCGGCAGUUCUUCAACUUCCUGGCUGCGCAGCAGGGGAAAGACGGCAUGGCAGCCUUGGAGCAGAAACUCGAGCUGGAGCAACUGCAGGACAGUCUGACUAAGCUUGGUGUUGGGACAAAGGCAGACAUUCAGUCUUGGCUGACUGGAGAAAGACUUGGAUCAUCAGGAACCAUUGACCUCCUUGAUUGGAACAGUUUGAUUAAUGACAGGACCCAGAUCUCAAAUCUGCUUGUGGUUCCAAAUGUUGAGAACGGUCACCUGGAGCCCCUGCUGGACAAGUUCACUGAGGAGGAGGAGAAACAGAUGAAGAGGAUGUUGCAGAGGAUGGACGUGCUGGCCAAGCAUGCAGUAGAAAACGGUGUGAGACUCAUGGUGGACGCCGAGCAGACCUAUUUCCAGCCUGCCAUCAGCCGACUGACCCUGGAGAUGCAGAGGAAAUUUAACCGGGAGAUGCCCAUCAUCUUCAACACCUAUCAGUGCUACCUGAAGGAGGCCUAUGAUAACGUAUCGGUGGAUGUGGAGCUGUCUCGCCGUGAGGGCUGGUACUUUGGGGCCAAGCUUGUGCGUGGAGCCUACAUGUACCAGGAGAGGUCCAGAGCUGCUGAGAUUGGCUACGAGGACCCCAUUAACCCAGACUAUGAAGCCACCAAUAGGAUGUACCACAAGUGCUUGGAGUACGUUCUGGAUGAGAUUGAUCUCUACCGGAAUGCCAACGUCAUGGUUGCGUCACACAACGAGGACACCGUGAAGUUUACUCUCGAAAAGAUGAACAAGAUGGGCCUCUCGCCACAGGAAAACAAAGUGUACUUCGGACAGCUGCUGGGGAUGUGUGACCAAGUCAGCUUCCCCCUGGGUCAGGCUGGAUUCCCCGUGUACAAGUAUGUGCCUUACGGACCGGUGAACGAGGUCAUCCCUUACCUGUCGCGCCGCGCCCUGGAGAACCGCGGCUUCAUGAAGGGUUCCCAGCGCGAGCGCAACCUGCUGUGGAAAGAACUCAAGCGCCGAUUGGUCAGCGGUCAGAUCCGCUACCAGCCUACCGCUGCCUGCUGAAGAGGAAACACUGGAGGUGCUCAGAAGGACUUAAGGCGCAAAGCACAGGUGGAGAAGGAGGGACAAUGGAAUGCAGGAAAAAGUGAACGAGUGACACAUUAAGUUGAUGACGCACAAGAAAACAGAGGGAAGAGGAGUAGAGGAAUGGAGGUGUAAAUAACUGCAGUGAUAGACGGGUAGACAGGUAUAGACAGUAGACAGGGUAGGUUGUUUGGACAUGAACUUACAUGCUUUUAUGUCCAUGCGACAGCUGUUAUGAACUGUAAUGAUUUGAAAAACCACAAGUGACCUUACUAGUGUAAACUACUUUUCCUCAUGUGUAUGCACUAGAUCAUGUGUUAUGCUUUAGUGGGUUUCUAAGGGAAUGGACCUGACACAGUCUCCCAAACAUUCCUUAAACAUAACCACAUAAAACAUAAAAAAAAAAAACUUUGCUACUGAAGCAUUCAUUUUUGUACAUAUUACCUUGUGAUCAUUUCAGUGUAGAAUGUGUGUCAUACUUGAUCGCACAUAGAUAUUAUUUUCGAUUGUAUUUAAUAUUUAAAUAAUAGUUUAGCAUUGUUUCUUUGCUGGUUUAACAGGCCAGUGAAUCUGGUACCAUGAAUGUGUGUUAUGGUAUGAUUUUUGCUUUCAUGGGUGUGAAUGGAUCCAUAAAGAAUUAUGGAGCAAACAGCAUAACACACACUAGUACUGUAUAAAAACUGUAAACUGCACAACAUUGAGCUUGUUCCUGGAUUCUUUACUUCGACGUUUGUGUAGUACCAUAGGCUUUAGCCAUUUUAUAAAUCAUGGAAUUUCUGAUUGCUGUUUCUGCUUGUGAAUAUGGCAUCUUAAUGUUAAUUUCCCCUGCUUGUGUUUUUUCUGUACUUGUUGUGAAAGGGCUAUCGUAAUUGACCUUUGAUAGACAGUGUAGUAUCAAAGCAAUUUGCCUGAUUUACAUUUCAUUUUAAAUGUUCUAAGAAAUGUAAGGGUACGGCUGUGCACUGUGUAACAGUUCUAAAGAUAAUUUUGUUGUUGUUUUGCCAAUUGUACAGAAUGCAAAUAAAUUAGAAAUAUUGAAAAU